Molecule: messenger RNA, 1251 nt
Organism: Lactuca sativa (garden lettuce)
Lineage: Eukaryota; Viridiplantae; Streptophyta; Magnoliopsida; Asterales; Asteraceae
Molecular function (GO): nucleic acid binding; zinc ion binding
Source: RefSeq, a predicted model, not a curated record
AUGAAUUGCAGGCCAAAACUCUUUCAUGGAAAUGAAGGGGUAGUGAAUUUGACAAGGUGGAUAGAAAAGACAGAAUCCGUCUUUCAAAUAAGCUUUUGUCCAGAUGAUUGUAAAGUACGAUUUGCAGCAUGUACUUUCGCUGAUGCAACACUUACAUGGUGGAAUAGCCAUGUGAAUACAAUAGGAAUUGAUACUGCAAAUUCCAUGAAAUGGGAGGAGCUAAAAACGAUGCUAGUAGAGGAGUAUUGUCCUAGGGAGGAGAUACAUAAACUAGAACAAGAACUGUGGACCCUAACCAUGAUGGGUUCAGAGAUAAAAGCUUAUACCGCUAGAUUUAAUGAAAGUCCUGUCAUCGCUAUCACUAAGAGGAUAGCUCAUCAGCUAACCCUCAUAGAGAUCCAAGGAACAGAAGCGGUCUCAAGGGCUGAGUCUCCCAAAUCUAGAACAAACAAGUGCAAGUUUAAUAGGAAAAAUCCCAAACAAUCAUCUGAGAAAAGACAAGAAGUGGCAACCAACUACGCAACCACAACAGCAAUACCUAAUCAACCAAAAUCUUCAUGGUGCAAUCAGUGCAACCGUCAUCAUCCAGGUGACUGUUUUGUCUGCAUGAAGUGCAAGAAAAAGGGGCAUACUGCUAGUUACUGCAGGAGCACAACACCUGCAACAGUCGAUCAAAAAACCAAUAAUGGGACAGGCCGUGGUGAAGGAAGAAAAUGCUACGAGUGUGGGGAGGUUGGACAUAUCAAGAAAGAAUGUCCAAAGUUAAGGAGUCAAGGAGGCAUAGAACGUGGCAGGGCAUUUGUGAUUGGAAGCAGAGAGGUUAUCCAGUACCCUUCGGUCGUAUCUGGUAUGUUUCUUAUAGAUAAUUUUUAUGCUUCUAUACUCUUUGACUCUGGAGCAGAUCAAAGUUUUAUAACUCUGACAUUUAGAAAAUUGUUAAGUCAUAAGUCUAUCAUAUUAAAAGAAAUCUAUGAAGUAGAAAUCGCUAACAGUCAAAUUGAGAAAACACAUGAAAUCCUAGAAAACUGUCUGUUAACUCUUAAUAACUACCUUUUUCACGUCAACCUCAUGCCAAUGCCUAUCGGUAGUUUUGAUAUUAUAAUUGGCAUGGAUUGGUUAUCUUCACACCGCGCCGAAAUUCUAUGUCAUGAGAAAGCUAUACGACUACCCUUACCAAACGGGGAAGCUCUGAUUAUCUAUGGCGAUAAAUCUGGGAAGAACCUCAAAGUCAUCUCUUGUACUAAGACCUAG